This is a messenger RNA of Apodemus sylvaticus (European woodmouse), 2470 nucleotides long. RefSeq names its product caveolin 1 (gene Cav1). The record is from RefSeq and is a predicted model, not a curated record. Bases 85 to 621 code for a protein of 178 amino acids. Gene Ontology annotation, cellular component: perinuclear region of cytoplasm; cytoplasmic vesicle; caveola. Gene Ontology annotation, molecular function: transmembrane transporter binding; molecular adaptor activity; protein kinase binding. NCBI's taxonomy places the organism in Eukaryota, Metazoa, Chordata, Mammalia, Rodentia, Muridae. The transcript is spliced from 3 exons. Gene Ontology annotation, biological process: negative regulation of protein tyrosine kinase activity; negative regulation of endothelial cell proliferation; caveola assembly.
CAAUACAAGAUCUUCCUUCCUCAGUUCUCUUAAAUCACAGCCCAGGGAAACCUCCUCAGAGCCUGCAGCCAGCCACGCGCCAGCAUGUCUGGGGGCAAAUACGUAGACUCCGAGGGACAUCUCUACACUGUUCCCAUCCGGGAACAGGGCAACAUCUACAAGCCCAACAACAAGGCCAUGGCAGACGAGGUGACCGAGAAGCAAGUGUACGACGCGCACACCAAGGAGAUUGACCUGGUCAACCGCGACCCCAAGCAUCUCAACGACGACGUGGUCAAGAUCGACUUUGAAGAUGUGAUUGCAGAGCCAGAAGGGACACACAGUUUCGACGGCAUCUGGAAGGCCAGCUUCACCACCUUCACUGUGACAAAAUAUUGGUUUUACCGCCUGCUGUCGACCAUCUUCGGCAUCCCAAUGGCGCUCAUCUGGGGCAUUUACUUCGCCAUUCUCUCUUUCCUGCACAUCUGGGCGGUUGUACCGUGCAUCAAGAGCUUCCUGAUUGAAAUUCAGUGUAUCAGCCGUGUCUACUCCAUCUAUGUCCACACCUUCUGUGAUCCACUCUUUGAAGCUAUUGGCAAGAUAUUCAGCAAUAUUCGCAUCAGCACGCAGAAAGAGAUAUGAGUGACAUUGCAAGGAUGGAAUGGUUCCUCCCCCCCUUACUAUUUUCUUGGUGCCAAUUCCAAGUUGCUAUCGCAGCAGCAAUUUAUGAAUGGUUUGUCUUGGUCGAGAACAAAGAAUUCAUUCCCUUCAUUUUCAUAUAUACUACUUGUCUCUUCUGAGCUUCUGCAUCUAGUUUUGACAGUUUGGAAUGUUUAAAUGCAUUCCUACUCUCUCUUUUUAUGUGGGCCAUUGUUUAAUUGGCUAAAAUAUAAACAUAUUGUUGAAAGAUGAUUUGAGAAAAAAUAGGAAGGACUGGGAGGUUGGGGGUGGGGCGAAGAUUACCAACAACCUCAACUGCACACUCGAGGGAAGAGUUUCAGGAUAUGGCCAUGUUUUUAGGGGCAUGAAGGCAGGUUUUCAAUAUAUCCCAGCUCUCUGAGGAGUUGGCUGUUGUCAUCACCCUUAACAAUCCAGUGCAAUCUAGUGAUCACCAUCAAUUUGGAGACUGUAAUCUUCAUGUUCGUGAUACCAACAACGUCUUACUCAUCCUGACAUUUUAACCUGCUAUUUUGUGUGCCUGAAUAUUUGCUAUACCGAGCAUAAGACCUAAGUGCCUUCUAAUUGUCCAUGGUUUUUUUUUUUUUUUUUCAAAUAGAGUCUAACUCAUCUACUUGCAUUAUGCCGGCAGCUUUCCUAAAAAGAAAACAUGCACCGUCUACUUGUUAGCUCUCUCUACUUGCUUCUGACUCUGAGAUACAGAAGCUGUUGAUGUUGAUAUCUGUGCUUGGCUAUGUAGCAUCUUCCUCUAUGUUAAUCUGGUCAACAUUAACCCAAUGAAAUGAUUUGAAGCCAACACGUGGGGCUGAGAACCAUGGACUGGCAGAAGUAGAAGCCAGCUUUUCCUGCCAGUCAGCAACUGAACGAGGUCAGCACGUCUAUUCUGUUUUGCUCCUUUUCAAGAAUAAUCACACGUUCCCGACUCUAAGCUAACCCCUCACCGGGAUAGAGGUUUACUGACCGACUGGGAUGGUUUAGGGGCUCCACACUGUGCUCCCUUUCCAGCUGAUGAGUGAGCCUCCAGGGAGGGGUGUCAAAAAGGAGGAGACUGCCAAACCUGUUGUAAGCCUGGCCCCUUCUAUGCAUAGCCCUCGCAAUCAUCUGUAAUGCUGUGAAGCUUGCUCUCCCCCUGCGAGGAGCUGUUGGCCUAAUUCAACCAUCAUUUUGUUCAGAGAGAAGGUGGGGGAGGGGUGGUAACAAAAGCUUGAGGUAGCAUUCAUGCUGGAAUAAGUUCAAGUUUUUCUGAACCCAAACUGAGGAAAUUCACCUGUGUACCUGAGUCUCCAGAAAGCUGCCUGCCUGGGACACCCUAAAGCUUUUUAUUCCCUGCUCACAUUACAGCUCUGCCCUCGGGGAUGUUUUCUAAAUUCCAGAUAGGCACUUAUUUUCACUCUCAUACAUUUAUUGGAACCCUGCUUGGCCUGUUUUCUCCUUCAGUUUUGCCAACACAUUCCCAACCUGCUACCUACUUUGAUUGUUUGCAUUUAUAACAGACACUGGCGUGGCCACAGUUCGGCUUUUUAAACUGUGUGCGUAACUGAAAGUGUACUAGACUGUAUACCUUUUUAAACGUAGAGCUAUUCUUUAUCUUUAUGUAGGGAGAAUCACUUUGGAAAUGGUUCUACGAUUCAGUCUGUAAACUGUGUGUUCCGAGACCUGUCUGUUCUUCCUAGAUACUCAGCCUCACGCAAGUCAAUUGCUGAUCCAAAAGGUUACUGAAAUUUUAUAUGCUUACUGAUAUAUUUUACACUUUUUUAUGCUGCAUGUCCUAUAAAGAUUUCAAAUCUGCACAAUAAAAUCGUUUAACAGUUAA